Dracunculus medinensis (Guinea worm) is the source of this 1080-nucleotide messenger RNA. Lineage: Eukaryota; Metazoa; Nematoda; Chromadorea; Rhabditida; Dracunculidae. The record is from the annotation of a GenBank genome assembly.
AUGGCUUCACAGAUCGGUGCUAUUCUAUCCGUCAAUGCCAUCAUUGGUAAAAUUUUCACGCAACCUAAGGGAAGUUUGGCGGAACGAUUGAGCUCAACGAUAACUGUGUGCAUUCUCGCAAUAAGUUCAGCCAUACUUUUGAGCACUCAUGUCCUAGGUGAGCCUAUCACUUGUUGGACACCAGCACAAUUUACAAAGACAUGGGUGGAUUUUGUGAAUCAAUACUGUUAUGUUCAUGGAACUUAUUUUGUACCAUUAGAAGAGGGCCUUGACUAUAGUCCCUUGGAGCGUAGAAAAUUCCCAAUUAAUUAUUACCAAUGGGUGCCUUACAUAUUAGCUGCUCAAGCACUUUUGUACUAUUUGCCUCGAUUCAUAUGGCGCUGCUUUUGUUCAUUCUCAGGAUACGAUCUUAUUGAAGCAAUACAUCAGGUCGAAAACAACUGGCAAGAUUUAAAAAGGAAUGAGGAAAAAUUCAAAGCUCGAUUGGCGACUUUUGAGAAGCAAAGCGCAAUUUUUAUAUGGGAUGGGAUACUUUUAGCAAGAAAAAAACGAUUACACUAUUUGCCAUUUUAUUAUUUUUUGUACAUCUUUCUACAAGCCUGCAAUUCAUGGGUUCAAUUUAUUUGGCUAAACGCAUCGAUACAGUCUGCUACAUAUACACUGUGGGGUCCAUCCAUUAUAAGCGAUCUUUUCCAUGGUGUCGAUUGGCAGGUUUCGGGACAUUUCCCUCGAAUUACUCAUUGCGAUUUCUCGAGAAGACGACCUGCAUCCGUACAGCUGGAUACUGUAUUGUGCGUUCUCACUCUGAAUAUCUACUAUGAGAAACUGUUAUUAUUCCUGUGGUUUUGGAUGUUGAUUAUUGCUAUCGUUACUACAGUAAGCUGCAUUUCAUGGGCGAUAUCAUUUGCUCUAACCGGUUCCACCAAAAGUUAUCGAUUUUAUACUUUAAAAAAUUUUAUUUUCUUAAUAACAAGAUUAAGAGCAAGAUUAAAAGGGAGGAAAAACACUACUAUGGUUACUUAUGGUUACUUAGUUAUACCAGCUGCAUACCCGAUGACUGGCAGAAAUACAUAUUUAUAG